Saccostrea cuccullata (small rock oyster) is the source of this 802-nucleotide messenger RNA. Its product is annotated as fucolectin-like. The coding region runs from base 115 to 630 and encodes 171 amino acids. NCBI's taxonomy places the organism in Eukaryota, Metazoa, Mollusca, Bivalvia, Ostreida, Ostreidae. The record is from RefSeq and is a predicted model, not a curated record. The transcript is spliced from 4 exons.
GGGAAUACGUUAAGUGUGUGUACUAAGUUUUGCACCGAAAAUUUUCGGUGUGUAGGAAUAGAAAUUUGUCAAGUAAGAGAGGACUUAUUCCAGUGCCGAGUCUGCUGUGAAUGGAUGAAGAUAGAGGGGAACUACACCACAAAACAGCCCGAAUGUAAAUACCUCGAAAUGGAGUAUGAAAAAGGACAAAACCUGGUGGCGACAACAGCUAGUUUAAGUUCAGUGUUUGGUGACUUUAGUAACUAUGCCUUAUUUAAGGCUUCGAAUGCAAUAGAUGGAACAAAAAGAUGUGAAGAAGGCAAUACUACUAAUGUAGCUCACUCCAAACCGCAGAUUAAUCCCUGGCUUAAACUCAACCUUAUCAACACCAGCAUUGUUGAAAGAGUUUUGAUUUACAAUAGACAACACUGCUGUGGAGAACGACUACAUGAUGUACAGGUAGAUGUCGUAGACAAUGGAAGAAAUGUUUCAUGUGGUUUCUAUCCCGGGCCGGCCGCCAUUGGAGAUCGUAUCCUGUUUCUGUGUGAGAGGGAAACCAGAGGAAAUGGAGUUACCGUCUCUAUAUUAUCAAAAGACGGACAACCCGACACUCUUCAUGUUUGUGAAGUAGAGGUCUAUGGCCGAUCUUGAGAAAAACUUAAUAUUCACUUGGUGAUGUUGAUAAAAAACAGUUUGUACAAUUAUGUACGGUACCUGUUUUAUGCAGUGGAUUACAUUAAAAUUUAAGCGCAUUUUAACAGGUUUUUGAUUAUCAUUUAGGUAGUGCGAUUUUAAUGUUAUUAUAAAGGUCAUGAAUCCUUCU